ACGGUUCCGACCCGGUUCACCAGCCUGCUGAGGCCGUGCCCACCCCUCGUCUCCCCGCGCCCCUUCCUCUUCGCUCUCCGCUCCGCGGGGAUCGGCGCGGGCAGGUUUUCCGGGAGGGGCGCGGGGAGGCGCGGGGAGGCGCGUCGAGCGCUGUCGCCGUGUCACGCCGCCUCCCUCUCCGCCGGAGCGCGCGGCAGAGGCGGGGCGCGUGGGGACGCGGGAGUGCGGGGUCCUGGGCGAGCCCCGCGUUGCGCGGAACUGGGCGCCGAGCCCUCAUCCCCGAGGCCAGAGCCGCGCCCCGCCAUGGAGCCUUCGCACAAAGACGCCGAGACCGCGGUGGCGGCCGCGGCGGCGGACCCCCGGGGGGCGUCGUCGUCCAGCGGGGUAGUGGUGCAAGUCCGCGAGAAGAAGGGACCCCUGCGCGCCGCCAUCCCCUACAUGCCCUUCCCAGUGGCCGUCAUCUGCCUCUUCCUCAACACUUUCGUGCCGGGACUGGGGACCUUCAUCUCGGCCUUCACCGUGCUGUGCGGGGCCCGCACCGACCUUCCCGACAGGCACGUGUGCUGCGUCUUCUGGUUGAACAUUGCCGCGGCCCUCAUCCAGAUCCUCACGGCCAUCGUCAUGGUGGGCUGGAUCAUGAGCAUCUUCUGGGGCAUGGACAUGGUCAUCCUGGCCAGGUACAAGGAGCAAGGCAUCCCACAGCAGCUGUGAGCCCGUGGGAGCUGCCGAGUCUGGGGGCACCCGUGAGGGUUGCAUCAGGCUGCUGCAGGCCCCAGGACUUUUCCAUGUUCUCUUCUGCCGUUUCCUGAGUUCAGAGUGCCAAGGGGGAUGCACCAACACAUGAUUUCUUUUGAAGAAGCCUGUGGAUCUAAGCUGGCUUUGAGGGCUGCCAGCCCCUCCUGGCUCCAGAAAGUUCUACAGAGAAGGCUCACAGAGUAUCUGGAGAUGGGGUGGGUGGUGAGGGGGAUGCUGCCCCAGGCUGGGGGUUGCACGCUACCUUGUGUUGCCCCCACCUGGCAUGGGCACAUGGGAGUGGCCAUCUGGGCAGUACUGGGCCAAUUCAGUCAGCAGAGGCUCACGUAGGACAGGGCUGGGGCAGACAGUCUCUGGGUGCUCAGUCCCCUCAGAGUGGCCUCUUGGGCUCAGCACUGGGGCAGGGGACAGGAGGACAUACCCCAAUUGGUGAGGAAAAGCCUGCUGGGCCCUCAGCUCUGGGGCCGGACCCCCCAUCAGUGUCCCCUGGUGUUCCCUCCCUGCGCCUUCUCUCAAGAAGCCCCCAGCCCCUCACCCCUGAAACCUCUGGGCUUGUGUGGGCGUUUUCAACUUUGUUUCCCAGGAAGGGGGCUGGGUCGCCACCAAUGUGGAUCACCAGAAGCACUGAACCAAUGUGAAGAACCCCCCUUUCCCUGCACCCCGAGAGACCUGGUAACUCUUCACAUGAUACUUGGCAUGAUUCUGCUCCCCCGUUCUUUGCUCAGACAUGGGGAUCAGUGGAUCUCUGAGUUUGGAAUCAGUGAAUGCAAAAAUAGGAGACAUCGGCCAGGUAUUUUCCAACACCCUGGCUGAAGCAGUGAAAUGUGUAGACGGUGAAGCCAACGGCACUAGGCAACUAUCAUGUGUAACUGCCACACAAGUCACGGGAGCAAACUGCAGGGGAGAGGUGCUGGGGUCUUGGACUGACAGAACACAUCUGCGUGAGAAGAUCCUUCCUGCAGGCUGCCACCAUUGCCCCCCCCUGAGGGCAUUCUUCCCUCUGCCCAGGGGCCUGCCAGGUGCCACCACACACACGGUUGCUGCCACACUCAGUGUUGGUGGAGACUGGAAUCAGCAAAGGCUGACCUGGCUGCUGAAGUCCUUGUGCAAUUAGGGGGAAGUAGAAGCAAAGUGACAGUGACAGGUGACCGCCUGUGUUCGUGUCCGUUGGACAUCAGAAGAGCCGGCCCAUGGAGCUGGCCCCUGAGUGCUUUCCCACCGCCCUGGCCUCAGUGCCCUGGGCACGGAACUCUCCACGGGGCCCUUCUGAUAGACCUGGGCCUUGCACAGGAUUCAGCCAGCACUGGAGAUGGAGCCGUGCUUCCUAGUUGGACAAAGUGCUUGGAGACCCCCACAGCUGGACAGCCUCCAUGGCCUACCCUGAGCUGCUUGGGGACCGCUGCUUCCAUUCUUGACCCUCACCCCUGGGGCAGUGUCCACCCCCUGCGGGGAAGGGAUCCCCUGCAGCCGCUGCCCCCAUCUGGGACCUCCCACUUGGUGGGGCCCCACUCUCUGUCCCUAGCCCAGCGUCCCCCGACCCCGGACCCCAGCUGUACAUGGGGACCUUCUGGAGUGGUACCCCCUUUCUUCCAGGUCCCGGCCUGGGCCCGGCAGAUUUGUUUGUCAGGAAACGUCUGCAUUUUCAAGGCGUGGGGCAGAUUGGGGUUUGUUGGGAGUCUAGGAGCCUUCUGGGUGUGCAGACUGCACCCCCCGGGCUGAGAGUUGAGGGGAAGGCUCCAGGGGGGACCCGGUGGCACCGCCCUCCCUCCCCCAGCCCUGCGCCCCCAGCAGCUCCAGGGAGCUCGUCUGACUGCCUGACAGGCCUCAGGUGGGGAUGCUCCCCCGACGCCCCCCCAGAGAAGGGAUCUUCUUUUCCUGGCUCGGGCUGGGGGUGGCUCUGAGGGGGUGGAGGAGAAAGAUGGCGCAUGUUUAGUGACACGAUCCAGACGCGGGUGGGAGUCUCCUGAGUGACAGGUGUCACCACGCGUGCCCAGGGUGGGAUGGCUUAAUUCGGGGUUUGUGUGCUUGGAAGGACAAUUCCCCUCCGCACAACCCCCGCCCUGUUUCUCUUCUUACACCCCCCUUCUCCAAAGCUGGGGAGGAGCAUGGGGGUGGGGUGGGGGGAAGCCCUUUUCCUACCCAGCCAGGGAAUUGUGUGUGGAAGAAGACACCAGAAGAACCAUGUUGUGCCAGGGCUGCCACACGGGCAAGCUGGCUCUGAAGGGGUGCCGAGGCGGGGUGUCACCACAGCCGUGUCACUCAGGGCCUCGGGCUGGGAGAGCAUCCAGGUCGGUUUACCAAGUAGAUACCAGCCAGCUGAGAGCCCCCCAUCUGGUCUCACAAGCUCAGCUGACAAACAGCUCUUUGGGGGUGGACAGAGGGGCGUGUCUGAGAACCCCGGGCCACACUGCUGGUCAGUCGGGUUUCUGCUGGGCUUUGGGGAUUGGGUUUCUCUGGCCGUGGGUGCUGGGGGACAGGGAUCACAGGUACGUAGGGGCUGCAUGGCCUUCAAAGUACUUCCAGAACCUAACAGGGACCCUUGGGGCCAGAGUGGGACAGUGCAGGAAUCUUAGAGUCUUCGCUCUGAGUUUGAGAGCUGAAGACAGACUUGAGAUGGAAAGGCUAGAGACCCCCGUGGGGGUGGGCUGUGGGGACUCUGCUGCUUGGGCAACUCCUAUGUGGGGGUUGGGGGGUGGUCCCUGAGCUCCGGCAGAAGCCACUGGGCUAAAGGCCCAGGCCUGGCAUGGCCAGCAGAGAUUCUGGCUUGGCGCCAGCAUCUGACUGUCCCGGAAGGACAAAAGGAUGACAGACAGGACUUGAAGCAAUUAGCCCCUGAUGCUGCUGCUGCAGAUCCCCUGAUUGGCCUGGAUCACCAGGACAGGCUCAGACGUGGGGUCCCUGGCAGACCCCAGUGAGUCCCCACACCAGAGGGAUGUUAGAGUGUGGGGUUUCCAGAGAUUAGAUGCAGCCCCCCUCCCCCCGCAAGUCAGAGCCCAGCUCCAGAAGGGGAAGGAAGAUAGCGCUCAGAGGGGGUCUUCUGUUUGGCUGACCAUUCAGAACUAAUAGGGCGACCCCCAGAAAGAGCAGGAAGGAUGCUACAGGCACACUUUGGUCAUCAUCCUGGGCAGCGCCUCCCCCCCACCCAGUUUUGUGGGGACUCCAGGGGGUCUGCUAAGAGCCUAGUGGCUGCAGCUGGCUGAGUGGUCCAGCCCCAAUCCCUGGCUGCGACCCCUUGGCCUUGUCCUUCUGAUCCCAGUUGCAUCCCAGGCACAGCCAAACUUUGGCUUCAUGCAAAGCUGGGGUGAGAGCCUGAGCAAAAAGGAAGUGCAAAAAGCCAAACCAGCAAGUCGGGUGUCCCCUGGAGAGACCCCGAACACAGCAGGCAGCAGUAGAGCAGAGGGGCUAAGGCCUGGCGCUGGCCAGCAGGAAGGCAAAGGCGGAGCUGACCAUAGUGUGUCCCUCCCUGUGGGAUAAUCAGUGUCUUCUGAGGCUCCUGGACCCGGCUUCUCCUCCUGCAGCCUGAGCCAGGCAGUGGCGCCCCGCCCUCCCGCCCAGGACACUGGCUGUUUUCAUGGGGAUAGAGAUGGUGCGAAGAAAGGCCCUGCAUGGUGGGUUGCCUGGGAAGGGGAGCACUGAAAAAGCCAAUUCUCCAGCUUACCUUGUUUUCCUGAUGCUAGUAUUUCCGGUUGGCUUGUUUGGAGGGUUUUCAACAGAGGGACUGAGGCAGACGAGCGCUUUCCCAGCCCUGGGCCCGGAGCCCACCCAGAGGCUGCGACUUUAGGCCAUGGCUUCUCCCCUCCCCAGCAUUCAGCCAGCACCCAGCAGGCAUUGGGUGACCCCGGGACUGUGGUGUCGCCUGGGAGAAGCAUAUCAGCCAUUUUCCUGGAUCACAGCUGUGUCCUACCUACAACCAGGACCCCCCCAACUGUCACAGAUGAGAUGCAGCUUAGCAGAGACGGGGAGGGGCCUAUUCUCCGGGGGUCUGCGGGGAAGGGGGGCGGGGGGGGCGGAUCCUGAGGUCAGAGAGGGACCGGCUCAGGUCCAGACUCCCCCUAAGUCCCUAGGAGAAAGGAUGAGCCCCAUUGGUGACAGGUAAAGAAGUGGCCUCUGAAAGCCACCCCUCUACCCCUCCCAAAUCCUAGGGGUGAGUUCCAGACUCCCGACUGUUAGUGGUACCAUCUGCCUCGCACCUCGUUACACCUCCCGGGAGCUGGGAAGGAGGCACCAGGACAGAGGGGUGUGUUUCUCACCUCCCAUCAGAGGACAUAGAGGUGGGGGAGACUGCUCCCUCCUGCACAGGGCCCCCCACUGAGUCCCCCACUCACUCCCUACCCGAGAAGAAACACCCCCCCCCCCCGCCUAAUUUUACUUGCGCCUCCCCGUCCACCCCGGCCCCCAGCCCAUGCAGCCCUGUCACAGGCGUGCCAGGUCAAUGACAGCGUCCCAUUCUUGGUGUCCCGAGUCCUCAGUACAGGGGUGUUUUCUGAUUUAUGUUUCAGGUGGGAUCUUCAUCCCCAAGCCCUCUCCCUCUCUGUGCGAAUUUGCCAAAAUGUAACAAACAACCCAGACAGAUCUCUGCUCCACCUUCCUGCUGGGCCCCAGCGCCUGGCACUCCUGUCUCCUGCAAGUCCCUCUCUGCACACACACGCAUCGGCCUUCAGGGGCUGCUGCGGGGAGGGCGGGUCUGUGCACUGACCCCUUUCAGCAGGGGCUCUGGUUGGCGCUUCUUGGCCUCUGACCUACCCCACCCCACCCCCACCCCACCGCUGGGGUCCCGGAUGCAGUUUCCUCAGUCCAGGACUUGAGUCACUUCUUCCCAUGCCUUGGGGGUCAGCAACCUUCACCCCACACAGCCCAGCUGUGCUUGGCCACCUGCAGGAGGGUCAGUGGGGGGGUGCCCGAGGAGGGCAGUGUGGUCUCUGGGGCUCCCAGACUGCACAGGCUCUUUUCUGCCCAACAUUCUCACUUGGCCCAGGAUAGGAAGCAGCAAGGGGAGAAGGGAACUGGAGGUGAGUGAGGGCCUGGGGGUGACCAGCACACUCGGGGCCCUCGCCAUGGCUAGGGUCCGGGCUUCGGUACCUCCGGCCAUUGUUCUAUUCAUUUGUCUUUUUGAACAAUGUACUUGACAGCCAGCCGGUGUGUCGCUGCGGAGCCCUUGGGUAGUGUCGUGCAGUGGUGCCCGGCGUUGGCUGCUGGGGCGUCUGUGUGCCAACAGUGGCUGCACAUUGCUGCUGUUCUCCAGUCUCUGACCGCCUAGGGCUUUCUUAGCUCACUUCUACCCAGACCCCCAGGAACCCCCACCCCCAGCACCUGCUCCCCUGCCAGGUUCCAGUUCAGCCCAGGUUUGUCCCAGCCUCUUCCAACGACCGGAAGCUUGCGUGGUUUCAAGAACAGAAGGAACUUCUAAUAUGAGACCUAGGGAAGUUUCUAGACUUCCCUUGGCACAAGCUUUCCCACUUGGAGCCCAGCUCUAUGUGUAUUUAGCUUUCCCAGAGGCCCAGGGCGGAGUCCCUGACCCCCUUCUGUGACUCGUGUCCCCACAGCGUCCCAUGCCAAGCCUUCUGCCAGCUUUAACCUGCGUCGCUCCGUGGCAGUUAUGUACAUGUAUGAAAUAUUACAUACAACUAUAGACCCAUGUACAUAUCUCGCUGUAUAUAUUUACAUAAAACAUAUGCGCUCCGAUUAUAAAUACCAGGCAUGGCAUCUUUUUGGCAUUCCAAGUUUGUGUUUUUUUUAAAAAUCCUGACAAUAUGGCUCUGAAAAACUUUUCUCCAUUCCCUCUUUUCUAUGUAAUAAACAUUCCUGUGACCUUUCUGGUGGC
Sorex araneus (European shrew) is the source of this 6574-nucleotide messenger RNA. It is a transcript of the gene STUM, whose product is annotated as stum, mechanosensory transduction mediator homolog. Lineage: Eukaryota; Metazoa; Chordata; Mammalia; Eulipotyphla; Soricidae. The record is from RefSeq and is a predicted model, not a curated record. The transcript has 3 exons. The coding region runs from base 304 to 711 and encodes 135 amino acids.